This is a messenger RNA of Durio zibethinus, 2757 nucleotides long. It is a transcript of the gene ARO4, whose product is annotated as armadillo repeat only 4. Gene Ontology annotation, molecular function: protein binding. Gene Ontology annotation, biological process: cell surface receptor signaling pathway. The record is from RefSeq and is a predicted model, not a curated record. Lineage: Eukaryota; Viridiplantae; Streptophyta; Magnoliopsida; Malvales; Malvaceae.
GUGUAACACUAAAACACAAUUUCCUAGAAAAUAGAGUCCAAAAGAAACGUCAGCUGCAACUAAGCUGAUUAGACAAAACAAACAUGCGAAGAAUUGAAGAAAACUACAACCUCACUUCCCUCUUAAUAUAGUACCAAACCGAUACUGGAUUAUCCCUUCCUGACUCACUCUUGACUCGCCCUGCACUCACCAAGAAUAGCACGAAUAAAGGAUAUCAGUUUUCAAUUUUCACUUGAUUGUGUUGAUGAUGGGAUCGGCAGAGGAGAAGAGAAUCGAGGAUGAGGUGUCCUAUCUGAUUUGGCUAGCCGAGCGAGUUCGCUCGGCGGCGGAUGAGGCCGAGUCGUUUAAAGUCGACUGCGGGGAGGUUGGGAAGCUAGUGGAUCGGCUUUCUGUAAAGCUUCGGACCCUGGUCCGGUUCACCACCUCGGUUCAAUCCCUCUACGAACGCCCGAUUCGCCGGGUACUUUCCGAGGUUUUGAAAAACCUAGAGCGAGCCCUCACUUUAGUCCGGAAGUGCAAGCGCCAGAGCAUCUUGCGCCGGGUCGUGAGAAUCACGAGCGCCACCGAUUUUCGCAAAGUGUUUAACCUUCUAGACGCUUCCGUCGGCGACAUGAAGUGGCUCAUGGGAGUUCUCGACACCGAAAACAACGGGACCGCGAGCGGAAUCUUCCUUUCCCUCCCUCCAAUUGCCAGCAACGACCCGAUUAUUUCCUGGGUUUGGUCUUACAUCGCAAGUGUCCAAAUGGGCCAACUAACCGAUCGAAUUGAAGCCGCUAACAACCUCGCCUCCCUCGCUCAAGACAACGACCGAAACAAAAAAAUAACUGUUGAAGAAGGCGGCGUCCCUCCUUUACUAAAACUUCUUAAAGAAAACUCCUGGACGGAAGCGCAAAUCGCGGCGGCUAAUGCGCUUUUUGUUUUAGCAAACGAGCAGGAAAGAGUCAGGAGUAUCGUCGAAGAAAUGGGGGUUCCAAUUGUGGUUCAAGUGUUGGGAGAUUCUCCAAUGAAGGUUCAAAUUCCGGUAGCGAAAUUGGUGGCGAGGAUGGCGAAGCAUGAUCCGGUUGCUCAAGAGGAUUUCGCCAGAGAGAAUGUGAUUAGGCCGUUGGUAACUUUGUUGUCGUUUGAAACAUUUGUGGAUGAUUCUAGGACACCGUUGGGUAAGCAAAGCAUUCAUUCUAUAGUUCAGAUAAAUAAGGAAAUGGAGAAAAAUUCUUCGACUUCAAGAAACUAUAGCUAUAGACCGUCAUAUUCCAAUUUGCAUAUGGAAGGGAGUAGUAGGGGAGGAAAUUAUAGGAAAGAAAGGGAAAAUGAAAAGCCUGAAGUUAAAAUUCAGUUGAAAAUUAAUGGUGCUGAAGCUUUGUGGAUGCUUGCUAAAGGGAGUGUUUUGAAUAGUAGGAGGAUAACUGAGACAAAAGGACUGCUUUGCUUGGCUAAGUUGGUGGAGAAGGAACAAGGUGAAUUACAGUAUAAUUGUUUGAUGACAAUAAUGGAGAUUACAGCUGCUGCUGAAUCCAAUUCUGAUCUUAGACGCGCAGCUUUUAAAACGAAUUCACCUGCUGCUAAGGCUGUUAUUGAUCAGCUUUUGAGGGUGAUCAAGGAAUUGGAUAGUCCUCCAUUGCAAAUUCCUGCUAUUAAAUCCAUUGGUUCAUUGGCAAGGACUUUCCCAGCUAGGGAGACUCGAGUAAUAGGUCCUUUGGUGACACAGCUUGGUAAUAAGGAUCAAGAAGUGGCAGUGGAAGCUGCUAUUGCAUUGCAAAAGUUUGCAUCUCCUGAUAAUUUCCUCCGUAUGGAUCAUUCAAAGUCGAUAAUUGAAUUCAAUGGUGUUCCAACUUUGAUGAGAUUGCUUAGAGGUGGUGAAAGGACGCAGCUGCAUGGAGUGGUACUACUCUGCUACCUUGCUAUAAAUGCUGGCGAUAACGAGGCUUUGGAACAAGCCAGGGUUUUUACUGCCCUCGAGGGGGCAGACCGAACUGUGGUUGCGCAACAUCCUGAUUUGAAAGAAUUGGUGUCCAAGGCCAUAUAUCACCUCAACCUUUAUCACACCGGAGUCCAUCCUCAGAGGCAAUCAUUUGCGCUAUGAUUAGGCACCCAAUAUUGUUAUGCUUUUCAGGUUAAUUGGAAGGCAAGCUAAUAGUGCAUACACAUUAAAGAUUUGGAUCAGUUAGAAAAAAAAGGAUAGUUUCAUCAAAGUAGACAGGUUUCUGCUUAAGCAAUUAUACAUCGUUCAAAAUACCUUGGAUGCUUUAAUACUUUUUUAGUGGCCAAAUUGCUCGUGAAUAUUUGUCAUUUUUGUUUAUAUUAACUUUGAGUUACUGAUUUCUUCCUGUCUUCUCUAGCAUUUUGUCUUACAUUAUUGCCUUCAUGGUUCCUUCUGUGGGAUUUGAUGCACUAGGAUUAGGAUUAAAUGGCUAUCAAAAUCUGAAGUUCUCCAUUUUCCAAGUAUCAGAGUUGUUUUGAGAUGAGAAUACGACACCAUUGUUGACUAUCACUUUGAGACCAUUUAGCGAGUAGAAUUCCUUUUUUCCUUCUUGAUCUUUUAUUUUCUUAUCGACUGGCUUUUUACCAGAGUGUCGUGGUGGAUGAUGUGGAUUUUUGCUUCGUCAGUAGGACAGGGCUGUCCUAAACAAGAAUUGUUCUGACUUCUGAACCAAUUUACCUUAAUUGAAUGGGGUUUAGAAAUGUUUUGAUAAUCGUUUGUUUCCCUUCUGGAAAUUCGCUAAAAAUAUAAUAAGACAUCUUUAAUCUUAUGCUUUUUAA